CCUGGGGAGACGCGUAGUCCUGCCCGCCUUCCCAAGACAUGAGGGGAAUGGACCCCAGCGGCUCUGGAAUUGUAUACAGGCAGCGCUGGGGACACCUAGAAUGACGCAAUCUUCGCGCGCAGUGGGGCGGAGCUUCGAGGGGGCCUCAUUUCAAAGCGAGUUAGACGGGGCGGAAGACGUCUGUGGAGAAGCGGCGGCUUCCGAGCCUAGGUUUCUGAUGAGACUGAGAACCAAAGAGGGAAAGUGAUCUCCAAAGUCAGAAGAUUUGGUAGAGUGAGACAGAAGUCCAAGCCUAACUGUACAGACCAGAGAUCUUUCUACUUCACUCUAGAAAAGAGAUCCUAAGAUCUCAGCAAAUUAUCUCGUAAGGGAAAAAAAUGCCUAAAGUCAAAAGAAGCCGGAAAGCUCCCCCAGAUGGCUGGGAGUUGAUUGAGCCAACACUGGAUGAAUUGGAUCAAAAAAUGAGAGAAGCUGAAACAGAACCUCAUGAGGGGAAGAGGAAAGUGGAAUCUCUGUGGCCCAUCUUCAGAAUCCACCACCAGAAAACCCGCUAUAUCUUCGACCUCUUUUACAAGCGGAAAGCUAUAAGCAGAGAACUCUAUGAAUACUGUAUUAAGGAAGGCUACGCAGACAAAAACCUGAUUGCAAAGUGGAAAAAGCAGGGUUAUGAGAACUUGUGCUGCCUGCGAUGCAUUCAGACUCGCGACACCAAUUUUGGGACGAACUGCAUUUGCCGGGUUCCCAAAAGCAAGCUGGAAGUGGGUCGCAUCAUCGAGUGUACGCACUGCGGCUGCCGGGGCUGCUCUGGCUGAGGCCAUCUGGCCCUGAGCCCUCUCCAUCCUGGACUGUGGACCUUACAGGUUCUUACUGUGCCACCCUCUUCCUGGGAGCAACUCUUGGAGCAGCACCCUGGGCCCUCGUUGGAGCGUGGUCUCCUCAGGUGAAGGCUUGGUGUUCACCAGCUGUGCUUUGUAACAAUAAAACCUUUGAGCCUC
This is a messenger RNA of Chinchilla lanigera (long-tailed chinchilla), 995 nucleotides long. RefSeq names its product BUD31 homolog (gene Bud31). Gene Ontology annotation, biological process: mRNA splicing, via spliceosome. Gene Ontology annotation, cellular component: nucleus; spliceosomal complex. NCBI's taxonomy places the organism in Eukaryota, Metazoa, Chordata, Mammalia, Rodentia, Chinchillidae. The coding region runs from base 378 to 812 and encodes 144 amino acids. The record is from RefSeq and is a predicted model, not a curated record. The transcript has 6 exons.